AUGGAUCAACACGGCCAACGCGGUCGCUCACCGUCUGCGAGUCAUCACCAGCCUCAUAUAAGACACCCGUCGCAUUCUCCGUCUCCGAACCCGUUCCAGCCCCAUACCGAAGCAGCUUCAAUUGGUCUUGGUCUCGGCUUGGAUCAAUCUGCCACUCAAGCCUUCAACGGAACCACCUCUGCCGACUUCUCCAGCUUCAACAACGGUAACAACUUCCUCAACGGUCAGCAGCCCGGACAGUCGUCUUACAACCAACCCGGCGCGACCUUUGCGAACCAGGGCCAGGGCAGCUUCCUCGACCCAAACUUCUCCUCGGGCGACUUCGCCUUGUUCCCCAACGCAGGUCAGGGUGAUACGCAGUUCAAUACCGGUGUCUUCGAACAGAGCCUCAACCCGGACAUGAACAAUAUGGCCAUGCCUCAGAGCCACCACUCUCCCACCCCUCCGCACCUCCUCAACCCGGACCCCCACCAGACGCCCUCCGCCCGCCAGUCUCCCGCCUUCAACCAACACCAGUUCUCGUCGCCGCCGUCGGGCCACUCGAGGCAUGCCUCGCUCGGCCCAGAGGCCGCUCUUCUACCCAACCAGCUGAACGAAUGGAGCCAGCCCCAGUUCCAGCGCCACAGGAGAUCCCCCUCCGAAUACUCGGAUGUUUCGUCGGCCGCCCCGUCUCCGAACCUCGUAAGUGCCGACAGCUUCGAUGGCCUUGACCAACGUCAUUCGCCCAUGCAGCGGCCGUCGGACCCCGGCCUUUACCAGCAGAUUGGCUUCGACAACUUCACCAUCUCGGACCCCGCGCUUGGCAGUCCCAACAUGCAGGCCCGGAGCCCCUCUCACAGUCCGGCCAUCUCCCCGCGCAUCCUUCCUCAGUCGAUGCCUGAGUUGAACCAACCGCCCAACUUUGGUCUCGGGAACCAGAAUGCUGGUUUCGUCGGCGGUAAUGGCUUUGCCGGGCAGGAGGCGUUCCCGACGCUGCAACAACCGGAGAUGCCCCAGGUCGCACCGGCCAUCAACAUCGAGUUCGCACCCACAGCAAGGCAAAACAAUUUUGAGCCUCCCAAGAACCAGAUGGAUCAGGAUUCCCUGACCCCCCCUGAACGAGGCCGUCCUCGAUCUCGACCACGCGCAGUUACGGACCCUUUCAACAAUUCCGGUGGAGGCAUGGCGCGCCAAACGUCGGUGGGCAGCUUGUCGCCUCACUUGGGGUCUGACCUGUCCGGCCGCGACUCGUCACGGUCCCUCUCUCCGCUCGAUCGGGGAGCCACAAGUCCCAGUCGCAGACGGCAGUCGACUUCGGCCGUGCCGAACAACGUAAUUGCGCUCAGGCUGGCGGAUCCCGAGUACCAAAAUUCCCAGGACAACGGCAACGCGAAACGCGUUCAGAAGCAUCCGGCCACAUUUCAGUGCACUCUGUGCCCGAAACGGUUCACCAGAGCCUACAACCUACGAUCGCAUCUACGGACCCACACGGACGAACGUCCCUUCGUCUGUACGGUCUGUGGAAAGGCUUUUGCACGCCAACACGACCGAAAGAGACACGAGGGGCUGCACUCGGGCGAGAAGAAAUUUGUUUGCAAGGGAGACCUCAAAGCGGGCGGCCAAUGGGGUUGCGGCCGGAGGUUUGCGCGUGCCGAUGCCCUUGGUCGACACUUCCGGUCGGAGGCUGGGCGGAUCUGCAUCAAACCCCUUUUGGACGAAGAAAUGCUCGACAGACAACGUGCUUGGCAGGAGCAACGGAUGCAACAACAAAACAUGCAAAACAUGGCGGCCCAGGGCGCCAUGGGUAUGGAACCAGGCUACCCUAUGGACGCCAGCGGACAGUACAUGUUGCCGGCCGCCCUGCUUGCUCAAUACCCAGCGCUGGCUCAGAUGAACUGGUCAGGGCAGGACGCGAGCAGCGGUCUCGAAGACGACAUAUCAGGUCGGUCGUCUUUCGACGCUAGCGAUUAUGAAGGCGACGACGGGGGUUAUGUCAGUGGGCCUGGUACGGGUUUCGGUGAGGGAGGUAUGGGCCAGAACUUUGGCGAAGUCGGUUACGCUAGUGACUACGGUGGUCGGUAA
Colletotrichum higginsianum IMI 349063 is the source of this 2061-nucleotide messenger RNA. RefSeq names its product C2H2 type zinc finger domain-containing protein. The coding region runs from base 1 to 2061 and encodes 686 amino acids. Gene Ontology annotation, molecular function: RNA polymerase II cis-regulatory region sequence-specific DNA binding; DNA-binding transcription factor activity, RNA polymerase II-specific. The record is from RefSeq and is a predicted model, not a curated record. Lineage: Eukaryota; Fungi; Ascomycota; Sordariomycetes; Glomerellales; Glomerellaceae. Gene Ontology annotation, cellular component: chromatin. The transcript has 2 exons. Gene Ontology annotation, biological process: regulation of transcription by RNA polymerase II.